Molecule: messenger RNA, 1075 nt
Organism: Ectocarpus sp. CCAP 1310/34
Lineage: Eukaryota; Phaeophyceae; Ectocarpales; Ectocarpaceae
Source: the annotation of a GenBank genome assembly
GGGAGAUCCUGCUCAAAAAGCACUGAGGUGUGUGUGCACGGCAGGCAGAGAGAGAGAGAGAGAGAAGGAUCUUUUGGCUCCUCAGCGUACUUGUCCGGAGCGAGAGGUAGAGGAGGAGCAGCAGCGGCAUCGCAAGGUUCAUCGCGUAGCAGAAGAACACAGGAGGGGAAACAACGCGGGCGGGCGGCGGCAAACAUCAGCAAGAGCAGCAGCAGAGCAGCAGCCGGAGCAAGAAGCGCUACCCCGGCGGGGAAGAAGGGACUGGGCUAGCUAGACCUGCUCCGUGUAGAGUAGGCCGGUCGGCAUGGCAGACUCCGGCACGGAGAGGGCCAUGGCCCCGGAGGACAUGCCCCGCCUGGGCCCGACGUGGAGCCGGGGCGGGGGCAUGUUCAAGCCCCCCAAGAGGCCGGAAGGGCACCUGGAAGGGGUGGGUCACCGCACGACUUUGGGCGAGGACUGGCGGGUGCUGGGUAUUGGUGUUUCCUUGAACUGUUGGGGCGUUUUUCGGGACAAGGGGUUGUUGCUUUUUGCGGCAAGAGACCAGGAAGAGGGCGUUGGGACGGGGGUACCCUCGCCGGGCACUGGCGCUGGGGGGGGGCGGGCGUCCACCCUGGCUUCCUCGGCUGCCGAUCCUCCUUCCAGGAAGGCGCCGCCCGUCUUCGGGCACGCGGCAAGGGGCGGCCUAGAAGCGCUAGCCAGCGCCACAACCCAGCGCGGCUUCGCCCCCCGCGACGGCAGCGGCGGCCUCUCCGGGGGCACGGCGGCCGUGGAAACAGGAGGGGUAGGGGGUGUGCGCAUCGCCGCUGGGCCCCCGCCGCCGGAGACGGGCGGAGGCGGACUGGGACCACCGGGUCGCUGGGACCGGGAGCGCGCGGCUUCGAUCGAUAAGCGCAAGGUCCAGCGCUUCUCCCCGGAGGAACUGCUGGCCCUCAGGAGGGCCCCCACGAGACCGCUGGGCAAGAUGCCCGUCCUGGGUGGGGACAUCUCCAUUAUUGUGUCCGAGGAACCGCUGGAGCCGGUGACGGCCACUCCGGCCGAUCAGGAGGCCAUCAGCAGGGUUUGCGGGUGCGGUUGA